AUGGCAUUCACUCGCAGACUGGCCAUUCUUCCUGGAGGCCUCGGAGGUCUGGGAACCAGCAUAGGCCAAAAGCUACGCCAACAAGGAGCCCGUCUCGCCAUUCUUUACGCCCCAUUCGAAGCAGCACGCCGUGAUGAGCUCCUGGAAUCAGGCUACGGCGCAAGCAGUAGCCUAGACGACAUCCACACCUACGAAUGCGACAUAACUUCCCCAGACUCAGUCCAGUCGGCCUUCAACUCCCUCGAAAAGGAAAUCGUAGAACCAACCUCAUCACCCGAAUCCGGACGGGCCUUUCCAAGCAUCCUCAUCAACACAGCCGGCUACGUAUCUCUCAGCGACAUGGAGCUCACUCCACCCGAAGAGACCCUCAAGCAUCUAACAACUAACCUCUACGGCCCAAUGCUCUGCUCACAAGCAUUUGCACGGCUGUACUUCGCGGCCUCAAAAGCUGCCUCGGCAUCACGGAGCCCGCCGCCCCCAGGAAGGAUUGUUAGCAUAUCCUCCCAGGCGGCGCAUGCUGCUCUGCACCGCCAUGGCGCGUACUGUGCAUCCAAGGCUGGAUUGCUGGGUUUGACGCGCAGUAUGGCUUCUGAGUGGGGUGGUAAAGGGAUCACAGCUAAUACAGUGUCUCCUACUGUUGCGUGGACGGAGCUGGGGAAGAAGGCUUGGGGGGAGGAGAAGGUUCGGAAUGCUUUUUUGGAGGGUAUUCCUACGGGCAAGUUUGCGCUUCCCGAAGAAGUUGCUGACUCUGUUCUGUUUCUUUGCCAGGAUUCUAGCGGUAUGAUUAAUGGGGCGGAUAUUCGAGUUGAUGGCGGAUUUACUAUUCGAUAA
Molecule: messenger RNA, 831 nt
Organism: Penicillium soppii
Lineage: Eukaryota; Fungi; Ascomycota; Eurotiomycetes; Eurotiales; Aspergillaceae
Product: putative short-chain dehydrogenase/reductase
Exons: 3
Coding region: 1-831 (276 amino acids)
Molecular function (GO): oxidoreductase activity, acting on the CH-OH group of donors, NAD or NADP as acceptor
Source: RefSeq, a predicted model, not a curated record